AUGUGCCACACCUACAUCAAGUCCUACCCAUGCGGCCACUCGGCGCUCGGCCACCGCUUCUGCGACGAGAUCGAGCUCUCGACGCCGCACCACGAGCCCGCGCCCUGCGCCACCGUCGCUUUUACUCUGGACGUCGAGCACCCGCCUGCGCCGUGCCCGAUCACGCACUGCGCCUUCCAGGCCAAGGGCCGCGGCUGGGUCUGCUGCGUCUGCGGUGUUGGCGGGAAUAUGAUUGGGUCUUGUGCUGGACGGGAUGCGGCGGGGCGCAAGUGCUGUCAUGUUUGUUGUGGGGGUUGUCGUUCGACGGUGGGCACGGUGGGCGUCGAGGAUCGAGACGGUGCUGAGGACUGCGCUGAGGACGGAAAUGAAGAUGGGGAUGGAGGUGGAGAGGGAGAGGGAGAUGGAGAUGCGUUUGCGGAUGCCGACGCAAAUGAGACUGAUAGUGAGCAUGGGGAGGAGGUCGUCGAGUCGGUGUGCGUGGGCGGUAUCGGUGUUCUCGCUGGUGUCGCUGCUUUCUACUUCGCUCGCUGGGUGCUGCCGAUGUUGGCUUCGCACGAUUUCGCAAGGGGCUACUGGGGCGGCCUUGAGCGCGUGGGCCGAUAA
Messenger RNA from Anthostomella pinea, 603 nucleotides. The record is from the annotation of a GenBank genome assembly. NCBI's taxonomy places the organism in Eukaryota, Fungi, Ascomycota, Sordariomycetes, Xylariales, Xylariaceae.